This is a messenger RNA of Fundulus heteroclitus (mummichog), 2759 nucleotides long. RefSeq names its product probable carboxypeptidase X1. Gene Ontology annotation, biological process: proteolysis. Gene Ontology annotation, molecular function: metallocarboxypeptidase activity; zinc ion binding. The coding region runs from base 42 to 2498 and encodes 818 amino acids. NCBI's taxonomy places the organism in Eukaryota, Metazoa, Chordata, Actinopteri, Cyprinodontiformes, Fundulidae. The transcript is spliced from 15 exons. The record is from RefSeq and is a predicted model, not a curated record.
CAGCUUGACGGAGUCGCAGAGCUGCCGGUCAGGAAGGUUGAAUGAGUGUUGGGUUUUGCUCAGUGCGUGAAGGCUUUCCUCUGCAGAGGCGUGCCAUGGCAGGAUUCCUUCCCAUCACUCUGUUAUUUUCAGCGUCUGGCCUCUUUGUCCUCGUUUGUGGCCGCCCGGCUGAUUUCACAUCAACGGUCCAACCUGCUGCGGCUUCUGGUGCAGAUUUUGCCACAAAGAGCCUUUUUCUUUCUGCGAGGACGUCCAAUGCCACAGAGGUUCCCUCCACAGAAUUCACAACCAGCUCCAGAAAGUCAACAGCUGAAACCACAACAGAGCGCCUGACGGGGACGGGAGGUCGCAAACCUGCGAGAAAGGUCCCUGAGACGGAAAAAGAUGAUAAAGGUCCUCUGGAAAUAGCAAAGAGGUCCACAAGGAGUCUUAAGGUAGCAAAGAAGCUCAAAAAUGCCCCGAAGAAGUCAAAAGUCAUUCUCAAGAAGCCAAAGGUUACUAAAACACCAAAACUGCAAAUCAAAAAGGGCACGCAUCGCCAGUCAGCUGCCAAAGAGACUGCCCCACAAUGUCCUCCUCUGGGUCUGGAGUCACUGAGGGUGAAAGACACUCAGCUGAGGGCUUCAUCCUACAAGCGGCGAGGCCUCGGACCUCACCGUGGCCGGCUCAACAUCCAGUCUGGGAUAGAAGAUGGAGAUAUCUACGAUGGGGCUUGGUGUGCUCGGUACAGAGACAAGAACCAGUGGCUGGAAGUUGAUGCCCAAAGGCUGACCCGGUUUAUCGGGGUCAUCCUUCAGGGACGCAACUCCAUCUGGAGCUGGGAUAUGGUGCACACGUACAAGGUUCAGUUCAGUAACGACACGCUGCUCUGGAAGCCUUGCAUGAAUGGGAGCAAAGAGGCUAUAUUUGAAGGAAACCAAGACACAGAAACUCCCGUCCUCGCCCUUUUCGACACUCCCACAGUGGCACGCUACAUUCGGAUCAACCCACAGACGUGGUUUCAGAACGGGACGGAUGGAGACGUCUGCCUCAGGGCUGAGGUGUUGGGAUGCGCACUUCCAGAUCCCAGUAAUGUCUAUGCAUGGCAGACAGAGCCAACAGAGUCAAAGGACAAACUGAACUUCAGGCACCACAACUAUAAGGAGAUGAGAAAGUUGAUGAAGUCUGUGCAUGAUGAGUGCCCCGACAUCACCCGCAUCUACAGCAUCGGGAAGAGCUACAAGGAUCUGAAGCUCUACGUCAUGGAGAUCUCAGACAAUCCUGGAAAGCAUGAACUGGGAGAGCCAGAGUUCCGGUAUGUUGCGGGGAUGCAUGGGAACGAGGUGCUGGGUCGAGAGCUUUUGCUCAACCUUAUGCAGUACAUGUGCCAAGAAUACAAACGAGGAAACCAGCGAAUCGUCCGCCUGGUCAAAGAGACUCGGAUCCACCUGCUGCCCUCCAUGAACCCCGACGGAUACGAGAUGGCCUUCCAGAAGGGCUCGGAGCUGGCAGGCUGGGCUCUAGGACGCUACAGCUACGAAGGCAUCGACAUGAACCACAACUUUGCUGAUCUCAACUCAGUGAUGUGGACCGCCAUCGAGCUGGAGACAGACCGGUCCAAACUCAUCAACCACUACUUCCCCAUCCCAGAACAGUACACGUCUGAGGAGGCUUUUGUUGCACCCGAGACCCGAGCUGUGAUCAGCUGGAUGCAGAACAUCCCGUUCGUUCUGGGUGCAAACCUCCACGGAGGAGAGCUUGUCGUCACUUACCCGUUUGACAUGACCCGGGACUGGGCACCUCGCGAACACACGCCCACCCCCGAUGAGAGCUUCUUCCGCUGGCUUGCUGCGGCGUACGCCAGCACCAACCAGGCGAUGUCCAACCCAGACCGGAGGCCGUGCCACAACAAGGACUUCCUCAGAUACAACAACAUCAUCAACGGGGCCGACUGGCACAACGUGCCUGGAAGUAUGAAUGAUUUCAGCUACCUGCACACCAACUGCUUCGAGGUGACCGUGGAGUUGUCCUGCGACAAGUUUCCUCACGCCAGCGAACUUCCCAUCGAGUGGGAGAACAACAGAGAGUCUCUGCUGGUCUACAUGGAGCAGGUCCAUCGUGGAAUCAAGGGAGUGAUCCGUGACAAAGACACCGAAGCGGGCAUAGCAGACGCCAUCAUCAAAGUUGAAGACAUCGAUCAUCACAUCAGAUCAGCGGCUGAUGGCGACUACUGGCGUCUGCUGAAUCCAGGCGAGUACCGCGUGACGGUCAGCGCCGAAGGUUACAUCUCCUCAUCCCGCACGUGUGACGUCAUGUACGACCACUUCCCCACAAUCUGCGACUUCAACCUCACAAGGAUACCCAGGCGGAGAGUAAAGGACAUUUUGGCAAAGGUGGGGAAGCUUCCCAAAGACCUGCAGCUGAGGCUGCGGCAGCUACGCACCAGGAAACUCCGCGUCACCACCAAGGCCAUCAACCAGCGGCGUGCGGCCGCCGCCAAACGGGCAAAACGGGUGUGAGAACAAAGCAGGGCUUGGGUCAGAGACACCAAAACUCACUGGAUUUAGCCUAGUUUGUAUUUUUCAAUGGAUAUUUAUCAGAACAGAGCAGGUAGGAACCAUUUUUAAACCUGUGCUGUGGAGCAGCACUAUAUAACUUUAAGAAUGGAGAUAAAUCACUGAUAUUUGUGUUUAUAUAUAUAUAAAAAAUGAAGGGAUCCAGUAUAUCAGAAUGCAUUAAAUGAAUCUUUAUUAUACAGCUGAAAUUUUACUUUACAAUAA